Puntigrus tetrazona (Sumatra barb) is the source of this 1086-nucleotide messenger RNA. It is a transcript of the gene prxl2c, whose product is annotated as peroxiredoxin like 2C. The transcript has 6 exons. The record is from RefSeq and is a predicted model, not a curated record. Lineage: Eukaryota; Metazoa; Chordata; Actinopteri; Cypriniformes; Cyprinidae. Bases 146 to 817 code for a protein of 223 amino acids.
CUCGCUUAACUUUUCGGCGAAAAGAGUUGAAAUGGACGCAAAGGAGCAGAGAUGAAGCCCCGAGUCCCUGUUCGUGGGCGGAUUGGUUCCAGCAGGAAUGGGCGUAAACGUCCUAAAAUAACCCUGCCUCGGAAAAGUGAACGCGAUGGCCGCCGUUCUCCCGAUAACGCGACAGAUCGCUCGCUCCGUUCCCGAGCUCCGACGAGCUUCCCACGACCUCUGCCUCUCUGACAUCAACGACUGUCUGAUAUUCGAUCGCCACGGUGUCUGUAAACCCUUCAGCAGCUUGUUUCAACGCAACAAGGCGAUCGUUAUAUUCGUGAGGAACUUCUUGUGCUACGCCUGCAAAGAAUACGUGGAGGAUCUGGGCAAAGUACCUGCGCAGCUGCUGCAGGACUCGAAUGCCAGGCUGGUGGUGAUUGGACAGUCGUCCUGGUGUCACAUAGAGGCCUUCUGCUCCCUGACAGGCUACUCUCACGAAAUAUAUGUCGAUCCGGAGAGACGGAUUUACAAAAAGCUUGGAAUGAGAAGAGGAGAGACGUACAUGGAGACACCUUCCAGCAGUCCCCAUGUGAAGUCCGGCCUGCUCGUGGGGAGCCUGAGGAGCACGUGGCGCGCCAUGACCAGCCCUGUGUUUGACUUCCAGGGAGAUCCCCUGCAGCAAGGAGGAGCUCUGAUCGUAGGCCCAGGUCCGGAGGUUCAUUUCGCCCACUUUGACAUGAACCGGCUGGACCACACGCCCAUCAACCGGUUGCUUCAGUCGGCGGGCCUCCAGACGCUGGACUUCAGCGAUUCGCCCAAAAUCAUGGACGUCUGAAGGAAAGAGCAGCCGAUGCUUGUAGCUGUAAUAAUGCAAUGCUGGUCUUUGUUUGAACUCUAUAAUGGCUCAAUAUUGCUUUUGUAUAUAGUGUUGUUUUUAUAUAAUAUUUAUGUUUGAUAGGAACAAGCCAUUCCACUCUUAGGGCCCUUGAUUAUGUAUUAUUUUACACCCAUUGCAUAAUAAAUACAUACGUGUAAAUAUACAAUAUAUAUGUGUGUAUAUAACAAAAAUACAUUAUCACACGGAGUAAAAACAGUAAAAACUUG